This is a messenger RNA of Synchiropus splendidus (mandarinfish), 2188 nucleotides long. RefSeq names its product nuclear assembly factor 1 homolog (S. cerevisiae) (gene naf1). Gene Ontology annotation, biological process: box H/ACA snoRNP assembly; ribosome biogenesis; pseudouridine synthesis. Gene Ontology annotation, molecular function: RNA binding. The record is from RefSeq and is a predicted model, not a curated record. NCBI's taxonomy places the organism in Eukaryota, Metazoa, Chordata, Actinopteri, Syngnathiformes, Callionymidae. The coding region runs from base 82 to 1245 and encodes 387 amino acids. The transcript is spliced from 9 exons. Gene Ontology annotation, cellular component: sno(s)RNA-containing ribonucleoprotein complex.
UUUUGUUUCAGUCGGAUCCAUUUUGCUACUGUAGUUGUGUGGUGUGUGACGCUGUGGUUUUGCUUGACUCUUCGGUAAUCGAUGUGCUAUAGCGGGAAUGAAACGUAUUUUCUGAUGGAUCAGACGACAGAAGAGGUGAAUGGGAUCCAGGUUGAAGAGAUGGAAGAGAUCGCUGAGACGCCGCAGCAAGAAAUGGUGAUGGAAAACGAAGAACAGGCGCCUGUGAAGGAGACACUGGGGUCAAACGAGGCUCCGCCUUCUCUUGUGUGUGAGACGGCGUUUGAUGAUUCUGAAGACUCAGUCAGUGACAGCUCUUCUUCCUCAUCGUCAUCUUCAUCGUCUUCGCCAGCCCACGUUCUGGAGGCUGAUGAUAAUGAUGACGAAGGCUUCAGUCAGCCUGCACCCAUCAAAACUAAAGAUGAAGUCCUGCUCGAGGAGCUUCCGUCUGUGGAGGAAGUAAAUGUGAUUCUGCCAGAUGAAGCAGAGCUGAGGCCAGCAGGAACUGUGUCCAGCGUUGUCCAACAGCUUGUGGUGGUCCAGUCUCACAAGGAAGCCCCUGCUUUGACUGAAGACAGCAUUAUCUUUCGUUCGGAUCGGCUUGCAUUGGGGAAGGUGUUCGAGGUGUUUGGUCCAGUGUCCAGUCCACUGUACAUCAUGCGCUUUAACACGGCAGAGCAGAUCACCAAUAAAGGUCUCAUCGAGGGUCUGGUGGUUUACUACGCACCAGACAUUAAAGAGUACACUGGGUACAUCCUCACACAGCAGCUUCAACUUUUGAAAGGGUCAGAUGCAUCCUGGAAAAAUGAUCAAGAACCACCAGAAGAGGCUUUGGACUAUAGUGAUGAUGAGAAGGAGCAGGAAGCCAGGAGGAAAGUCAAAAACUCCAAAAAGAAAACCAAAGAUGAUAAUCCUGCCAAGAAACAGCAGCACCCCUUUUACCAAGGUGCAGAGGGAUACUCCAGACCUGCCGGCCCUCAGUUCAGACCUCAGCAUUCAUCAAACUCCCCCUCACUGUACAGACACUCAGUCCCACAACCUAGACACACCCCUCAUGCUCCCAUGUAUCUCCCCCCUCCCUAUAUGUAUCAUCUGCCACCUCCUCCUACCCCCAACUUCCAUGUUUAUCCUCCUCCACCUCAGUCUUUCUUUAACCCUUCCUUCCAUCAUCCCUUCUGGCCUUCCAACUCAGGAUCUCCCAUCUCCGGCACCCACCUCCCGCCACCCCCGCCACCCCCAGCUGAGUGACGCCUGUCCGAUACAUAAUGAAAUUCCACCCACGUCAUCACAAAGCGGACUAAACUGCGCAUCCCUACAGUCUGAUGGCUGUAAACCCCUCUCCGACAUAUGAGUUUGAAGCCAUGAUUUGCAUACAGUGUAUUUGAAAAGGUCACUUUAGAUGUCAUGAUGGUGUUCAGCUAUCACAAGAGGAGCCACAUACACCUGUAGUGCUGACUUGUUUUCCCUUUUUGUAAAUGACAAUGUUCAAUAUAUCUUGAAUGCUCUAUUGUUUUUGUUAGCCAUGAUGAAUUCAUUUCUUUAUUAUUAAUAACUAAUUGAAAUAAUGAUGAUGCAAAGUUAAAACUACUUUUCUGACUGACUACUGAAUGGAUUUCAUUGGAUGAAAUAUUUGGGUUGAAAACACCAUCCAUUAUGGUGACUUUUUCUGGGUUGCGAACUGAUGUUUCAUCCAGUAUGAGCUGCACUACCCUCUAUGAGCUUUAGUGAUGGGUAAACCAACCAUUCAUCUACACCUUUGUCUGUGCCAUAUUGGCGCCAUCUGCUGGAAUGAGUAUAACUAUAUUGGAUUUAAAUUGACAUUAGAUCAACAUUAGAUGUCCUUUAUUUUGUCCCACAGUGGGGAAUUCUCAACCUGCUGCCAGGUUGUAUAAUAGCAACCAAACAAGCGCACACAGAGUUGUCAGCUGAAACAUAGAUUACUCUCCUGAUUGGUGAAAAGGUGUCCUCUGAAUUUCUUGGAACAAAAAUCUGCGCUCUCUGCAGCCCUUUUGUUUGAGAUCCCUGACUUCAGUUAACUGUUGCAAAAUGAUGAGAAUUAUUCUUCAACAGCUUCACAAACAUGACUUUAUUGGUGUCAAAAAGACAGACCUGCUGACAAACAAGUAUCAAAACAAUGCUUAAUUUAGAUAAAUUACAGAAAAUAAAUAUUUGUUGUCAUAAAUAAAGGGUG